This is a messenger RNA of Xenopus laevis (African clawed frog), 1291 nucleotides long. RefSeq names its product tetraspanin 16 S homeolog (gene tspan16.S). Gene Ontology annotation, cellular component: plasma membrane; membrane. NCBI's taxonomy places the organism in Eukaryota, Metazoa, Chordata, Amphibia, Anura, Pipidae. The transcript is spliced from 8 exons. The record is from RefSeq and is marked provisional. Bases 79 to 801 code for a protein of 240 amino acids.
CAGUUACCAGGAGAGGGAACAGUAAGUGGCAGUCACACAGCAAGGACUGAGAUUUCACGUGACCUGACAGGUAUAACAAUGGGUUGCUUCUCCUUCCUCAAGACCUUGAUGUUUGUUUUCAAUGGAAUCAUAUUUUUGGGCGGGGUAGCAGUGCUGGGCAUCGGUAUCUGGGUGAAGGUGGACGGAGGCUCCUUUCUUCAGAUUCUGGGUUCCGCAGCCCCCCAGCUCAUGCAGGUGGUGAAUGUGGGGUACUUGUGCAUGGCAGUCGGAGGGUUCCUUAUACUUAUGGGAUUCCUUGGCUGCUGUGGGGCUGUAAAGGAGAGCCGCUGCAUGUUAAUGUUGUUCUUCAUUAUCAUCCUCAUUAUUUUUAUUGCUGAAGUGGCAGGAGCUGUAGUAGUGCUGGCAUUCUCCUCUUUGUCUCAGAUCUUCAUUGAUUACCUGGGUAACGUGUCUGUGAAAUAUCUGCAUAACGAUUAUGGUGAAAGUAAUGAACUCACCACAAUAUGGAAUGCGACCAUGAAAGAGUUAAAAUGCUGUGGAUUCUAUGGAUAUGAGGAUUUCACCAACUCUACGUACUAUGAGAAGAACCAGCAGUACCCGUCAGUAUGCUGUGCCAACAAUAGCCCAUGCCAGAAGAAUAAAAUCAGCUCUGAAGUGAAGGGCUGCCUGGUUGCCUUCGAGCACUUCUUUAGUCACAACGGGAAGAUUGUUGGUGGAGUGGCUUUGGGGAUCUGCGCUCUUGAGCUCGCGGCAAUGAUCGUCUCCCUCGUGCUUUUCUGCCACAUCGGUAACAGCGCGUGAUCCCCUCACUAAACAUGGCGGCUCCUGUUAUAGUGAAAGCCGUGAGCUGGACUCAUUGGUGCCAGGCAGGCCUCUGAUUGGCUGCUUAUUCGCUGUCUAUCAACCUCUGAUUUCCUUCUAUUGGAUGUACCCGGUUCCCCAGGCUCCACCUUCUUUUCUUGGACUUAGGUUGGAUGUACUACACCCUCUACACACUUCUGCUUUCCUAAUUUGCAGUUAGUUUAGGUGCCUGCUGCAUACUACACUGAUUUCUAAGCAGCCACACAACAUCAUUCCUCCCAACAAUUGCAAGUCAGGCCACAGCACCGAUAAAUGCUCUGGUAAGCCCUACCCCAUUUGGAAUCAGCUCUUGGAGAAUGUACCACUUUAAUUAGGACCUAUGGAAACAAUGCAAUUUGCUGCUAAACAGCCAUGCAGCAAAAAUCCGCACAGCAGGGAACGUUCCAAAGAGCAGAGAUAUAAAAGGAGAGAUGAAAUACCUUUAAAAAAA